Molecule: messenger RNA, 1414 nt
Organism: Clupea harengus (Atlantic herring)
Lineage: Eukaryota; Metazoa; Chordata; Actinopteri; Clupeiformes; Clupeidae
Product: zinc finger protein 135-like
Exons: 1
Coding region: 78-1229 (383 amino acids)
Biological process (GO): regulation of cytokine production; regulation of immune system process; negative regulation of transcription by RNA polymerase II
Cellular component (GO): nucleoplasm
Molecular function (GO): DNA-binding transcription repressor activity, RNA polymerase II-specific; RNA polymerase II cis-regulatory region sequence-specific DNA binding
Source: RefSeq, a predicted model, not a curated record
CUCUUGCAAUUCAUCAACGAACACACACAGGAGAAAAGCCCCAUCAGUGUUCUCAGUGUGGAAAGGCUUUUAGUCAAAUGGGUGAACUGAAGAGACACCAGAUGAUCCACACUGGAGAAAAGCCAUAUCAGUGUACUACAUGUGGAAAGGGUUUCAGGAGUAGCAAUAAACUUAGAAUCCACCAGAUGACACAUACUGGAGAAAAGCCACAUCAGUGUUCUCAGUGUGGAAAGACUUUUAGUCAAAUGGGUAGUCUCAAGAAACACCAGAUGAUCCACACUGGGGAAAAGCCAUAUCAGUGUACUACAUGUGGAAAGGGUUUCAGGAGAAGCAAUACACUUAGAAUCCACCAGAUGACACAUACUGGAGAAAAGCCAUACCAUUGUUCUCAGUGUGGAAAGACUUUUAGUCAAAUGGGUAGUCUCAAGAAACACCAGAGGGUCCAUAGUGGAGAAAAGUCAUAUCAUUGUUCUCAGUGUGGAAAGACUUUUACUCAAAUGGGUAGUCUCAAGAAACACCAGAUGAUUCACACUGGGGAAAAGCCAUACCAUUGUUCUCAGUGUGGGAAGGGUUUCAAAAGUAGCAGUGAACUUACCAUCCACCAGAUGGCACAUACUGGGGGGAAACCAUAUCAUUGUUCUCAGUGUGGAAAGACUUUUCGUCAAAUGGGUACUCUCAAGAUACACCAGAGGAUCCACACUGGGGAAAAGCCACAUCAUUGUUCUCAGUGUGGAAAGUCUUUUAGUAAAAUGUCUCAUCUCAAGACACACCUGAUGAUCCACACUGGGGAAAAGCCAUAUCAGUGUACUACAUGUGGGAAGGGUUUCAAAAGUAGCAGUGCACUUACCAUCCACCAGAUGACACAUACUGGGGAAAAGCCACACCAGUGUUCUCAGUGUGGAAAGACUUUUAGUCAAAUGGGUAGUCUCAAGACACACCUGAUGAUCCACACUGGGGAAAAGCCACACCAGUGUUUUCAGUGUGGAAAGACCUUUACUCAAAUGGGUAGUCUCAAGGCACACCUGAUGAUCCACACUGGGGAAAAGCCAUAUCAGUGUACUACAUGUGGAAAGGGUUUCAGGAGUAGCAGUGAAUUUACCAUCCACCAGAUGACACAUACUGGGGAAAAGCCACAUCAGUGUUCUCAGUGUGGAAAGACCUUUACCCAUUUGACUAGUCUCAUCAGACACCAGAGGAUCCAUACUGGGGAAAAGCCAAAUCAAAAAUGAUUUGAGUGUUUUUUCAAGUAUGUACAGUAUAUGUGGGGUGGGGGGGAUUUGUGUUUUGGUGUGUACAACAUGUAGUUGACAAGCAGCAGUUAGCGCUUGUCCUCUUCAUUAUUUACAUGCUACCCCUCGGUCAUGUCAUCAGCAGACAUGGGAUGUCUUUCCACUGUUAUGCUAACGACACACAG